This is a messenger RNA of Telopea speciosissima, 2698 nucleotides long. RefSeq names its product transcription factor GTE4-like. The record is from RefSeq and is a predicted model, not a curated record. Gene Ontology annotation, molecular function: protein binding. Lineage: Eukaryota; Viridiplantae; Streptophyta; Magnoliopsida; Proteales; Proteaceae. The transcript has 5 exons. Bases 425 to 2269 code for a protein of 614 amino acids.
AACAGAAUUACAGAAGCAUUCGUGGUCUGAUGAGCGAUGAAUCAGGAAAAAAUGACGCCAUUGAUGCUUAUUGCUGGAGCUCUAGAAGAAAACGUCUGGAAGGUCUUUCCAAUCCCUAAACACUCCCCGAAAUCUACUUAGCAAAGCAGGAGAAACCGUACAUCUGUAGCAUAAGGAGAGGCAGGGAGAGAGACAGCAGAUCGGAAAACAGGGUAAGAGUGAACCCUAGCCUUUUCCCCUGCAACGUUUCAUUCCUCCGUCCCCUGUCGCCCUUUAUUAGGGUUUCUUCCCCCCAAAUAAACCCUAAUAACACAUUACAUCGUCCUCUUCCCCGGCGGAUUCACGGAACCCUAAUUAGGGUUUCGGUCUCCUUUACUCGAACGGAUCGAUUGAUUUUUUAGGGUUUUGAUUCAGCAACGUAUGUAUGGCUUCCGGGCCUAUGGUCGGGGGAGGCGGUGAUGGUUCUCGAGACAAGCAUAGAUGGGGAGAUGGCAAAGUCUACACCAGAAAGGCUCACAAUAAGGGUUCGAAGAACGCACCUCAACAGCAGCCCUCUCAAACCACGGGUCCUGAAGACGGCAACUCGUCUCAGCAGCUGCUGCUCACUCGUUUCGAUGCCGCUUCUGACGAUUCGUCAAGCCUGAACCGUCGUCAAUCAGCCGCUCCCAACAGUCGUGAUCCGCCUUCCGGUAAUGGCUCCGUUCGCCCAGUUUUCCCCAGGUUAGAAAAUCGUGUCACGAUUAACGUCUCUUCUAGGUCGAAGCAGGAGAUGCGAGAGCUACGGCGAAAGCUCACUAACGAGCUCGAUCAGGUUCGGAGUCUGGUGAAAAAGCUUGAAGCUAGGGAACUGCAACUCACUGGGUUCUCCGGUGGUUACAGUCACUCGCAGCUUUCUGCGAAUGAUGCUGUAGACAACGGUGGCACAAAAAGGUUGAAUUCUGAGUUUGGUUCCGCGGGGCAUCAUGAGUCGAGGCCGUUGCACCAGCUUAGUAUCUCAGUGGUAGAGAACAGCCAAGGAGUUAGCGAUGUUGUUGAGAAAGAGAAGCGGACCCCGAAGGCAAACCAGUACUAUCGCAAUUCGGAUUUUGUGCUUGGAAAGGAGAAAUUCCCACCUCCAGAGAGCAACAAGAAGUCGAAGUCUAAUGGUAAGAAACAUGGAGAUGGGGAAUACGGGUUUCAGGGGUUUGGAAUGGACAAGUAUUCCAGUCAGAUUUUCAAGAGCUGCAGUAUCUUGCUUGCCAAAUUGAUGAAGCACAAGCAUGGUUGGGUGUUUAAUACCCCCGUGGACGUGAAGGGGCUUGGACUUCAUGACUACUACACCAUUAUCAAGCAUCCAAUGGACUUGGGCACAGUGAAAUCAAGGUUGAAUAAGAAUUGGUAUAUGGCUCCGAAGGAGUUUGCAGAGGAUGUGAGACUUACAUUCCGGAAUGCGAUGACUUAUAACCCAAAAGGGCAGGAUGUUCAUGUCAUGGCGGAACAACUUUUGAAGAUAUUUGAAGAUAAGUGGGCUGCUGUAGAGGUUGAAUACAAUCUUAAUACAAGGCUUGGAGCAGACCAUGAUGCUAUUCUUCCUACCCCUACUUCGAGGAAGGCCCUUCCACCUCCUCCAUAUCCUGAGAUGAGAAGAACUCUGGAUAGAUCAGAGUCAACAACACUUCCCAUUGAUUCUAGCCUGAAAGCUUCAAACUUCGCCCCUCCAGUUCCAGGUCGGACCCCUGCUCCAAAGAAGCCUAAGGCAAAGGAUCCUCACAAAAGGGACAUGACAUAUGAGGAGAAGCAAAGGCUCAGCACAAACCUUCAGAGUUUGCCUUCCGAAAAGCUGGACAACAUUGUUCAGAUUAUUAAGAAGAGGAAUUCAUCGUUGUGCCAGCAUGAUGACGAGAUUGAAGUGGACAUUGAUAGCGUUGAUGCAGAAACUCUAUGGGAACUUGACAGGUUUGUAACCAAUUACAAGAAGAGUCUGAGCAAGAACAAAAGGAAAGCUGAACUUGCAAUCCAAGCAAGAGCAGAAGCAGAAAUGGAGCCAGAGCACAAUGUACAGGAAACGAAUCCAGCCUCGGGAAUGGUAGAAGCACACAAAGAAACCAAAACAGAUGAUAAGAUUGUUUCCUCUUCCUCCCCUGUCCAAGCAGAAAAGCAAGGGGACAACGGGAGUAGAUCAAGUAGUUCAAGCAGCUCUAGCAGUGAUUCUGGAUCCUCUUCAAGCGAUUCUGACAGUGAAAGCUCCUCUGCAUUUGGAUCUGAUGCUGGACAUUCCCCAAGGACUUGAAUGGGUUCAUUUCAGAUGUAAAAUAUAAGAUGCAAAGUUGGUGACGCACCUGACGCCAGAUGAUUCUUGAAAGAUGGUAUUUCUGGCUGUUGCAUAAGAUGGUUUUUAUGAAGCAGACAUUCUUAAAGCUUUUCUGACCUUCCUGCUACAGUGAAUUGUGUUUGUUUUCAAGUUGCAGAGAGGCGACAACCUUUAACUGGAUUUAUUCUUGCCAUAACUUGGAACUACAUCCUUAUUUGCAGGUUCUUCUCCAUCAAGGCUUGUAUGAUAUUGUUAGCAUAUAGCGGUGACGAUUGGUUUGCUUUGUGUAGCAAAUGUACAUUGCUAACUUCUGCUACUCAUUUCAGUAUGCCGAUUCGUGUUAGGUUUUAUUGUUGGCUGCCAUUGUUAGCUUUCAAAUGGGAAAGGGUUAGGUUUAAUUAUUCUGGA